Salarias fasciatus (jewelled blenny) is the source of this 2526-nucleotide messenger RNA. RefSeq names its product monoacylglycerol lipase ABHD2-like. Lineage: Eukaryota; Metazoa; Chordata; Actinopteri; Blenniiformes; Blenniidae. Bases 100 to 1563 code for a protein of 487 amino acids. The transcript has 10 exons. Gene Ontology annotation, biological process: sperm capacitation; steroid hormone receptor signaling pathway; acylglycerol catabolic process. The record is from RefSeq and is a predicted model, not a curated record. Gene Ontology annotation, cellular component: sperm flagellum; sperm plasma membrane. Gene Ontology annotation, molecular function: acetylesterase activity; monoacylglycerol lipase activity.
UUUAGUUGGGACCACAUGACUGUGACCUCACCUCUCCACACACUCUUGGUUUUGGAGCCAGUUGUUGUCAGAGGCUAGCGCCAACCUAAAAAAAUAAUCAUGAGCACCCACGAGUCAGACGUGCACACCCUCUCUCAAGAGCUGCCGGCCAUGUUCGAUGGCAUGAAGCUGGCGGCGGUGGCCACGGUGCUCUACGUCAUCGUCCGCUGCUUGAAUCUGAAGAGCCCCACUGCGCCGCCGGACCUCACCUAUCAGGACACCCCCCUGAACCGCUUCCUGCUGAAGUCCUGUCCUCAGCUGACAAAAGAGUACAUUCCUCCCUUACUGUGGGGGAAGAGCGGCCACCUCCAGACAGCGCUGUAUGGCAAACUCGGACGAGUGAGCUCCCCCAACCCCAGCGGCAUCAGGAAAUAUUUACCCAUGCAUGAUGGGGCCACCGCGACAUUUGACCUCUUUGAGCCUCUGAAGGACCAUCCAACUGGAGAAGACAUCACCAUGGUGAUAUGCCCGGGGAUUGGGAAUCACAGUGAAAAGCACUACGUCCGGACCUUCGUGGAUUACGCACAGAAGGACGGUUACCGCUGCGCUGUGCUGAACCACCUGGGAGCGCUUCCGAACAUCGAGCUCACUUCUCCGCGAAUGUUCACUUACGGCUGUACGUGGGAAUUCGCAGCCAUGGUCGGCUACAUCAAGCGGGCGUACCCUGACACGCAGCUCAUCGUGGUGGGUUUCAGUCUGGGCGGAAACAUCGUGUGCAAGUUCCUGGGAGAAAACAGGACAAACCAGGAGCGGGUGCUGUGUUGUGUCAGCGUCUGCCAGGGCUACAGCGCUCUCAGGGCUCAGGAAACAUUCCUACAGUGGGAUCAGUUCAGGCGCUUCUAUAACUUUCUCAUGGCCGACAACAUGAAGAAAAUCAUUCUGUCACACAGGCACAGUCUGUUUGGGGGGAGCUCACUGAAAAAGAUUGACAUGGAGCCGAGUCGACUGUACACAGCGACGUCUCUCAUGCAGAUUGACGACAACAUCAUGAGAAAAUUCCACGGCCACAGCUCUCUGAAGGAGUACUACGAGAAGGAGAGUUGUGUCCAUUAUAUCCACAAUGUAAACGUGCCACUGCUGCUCGUGAACUCCGGAGAUGAUCCCCUGGUUCACGACUCACUGCUCACCAUCCCUCGCACUUUAGCAGCUAAGAAGUCGAACGUGGUCUUCGCGCUGACGCUUCACGGAGGCCACCUGGGCUUCUUCGAGGGCGCGGUCCUCUUCCCUCAGCCUCUCACGUGGAUGGACAAAGUGAUCGUGGGUUACGCCAAUGCCAUGUGCCAGUGGGAGAAACAGAAACCCAUGUGUCAAAGUGGUGAAAGCUCCUGCGAAGAAGAGAAGCCUAAACACCCCCCCCCAUCUUGUCCCCCGCCCCGUGCCGCACUGAGGAGACACCUUAAACUGCGCUCUCUUCGCUGCCUUCUCCUCCGGUGCCGCCCACCACUCCUGACCUCCCGACCUUCAGCUCCGCCCCGGCUCCUCUGUGUGAACACCGUCACCUUACAGUAUGUCAAUCAACUCUAAUUACUGCCUUUGUGCUCUUUUCCGUUGCGAGGACCCAGACCAGGAACCGUUCUUUUUUGUUUUUAAUGAAUUUCCACGACGGCACUUGGCUAUCAGAGGCAACGACCAAAUAGAAGAAGAGAUCGAGUCGAGCUGGUUUUCAAUGUGAGCGCACCACUUUAGAGUAGUCCAGUGAGAAACAAGAGCACAAAAUGAAGCCUCCUCUUCCUCUGAACCAGAGCUGCGCUGCAGUCGGUGUGUAGUUUCCUGCACCUGUAAGAAGCUCACUGCUUAUCACCGCCAAGGCCGUGUAGCCUAGACUGCUGUAUAACCCACACAGUGUCUUCGUAGUGUGAAUGUUGGUGUGUUUGUGUGUGUGUGUGUGUGUGGACCGAGAAUUGAGCCGUCAUGGAGCGUGUGGUCUUUGUUUGAUCCAAACUCUUUGUUCAUAGUGUGUCUGCCCUCUUAAUGUCUGGGUUUUUUUUUUUUUAAAGGGUCUGUCGUGUGUAGAAAAUGUACAGUAGACAAUUAAGUGUUACAGUGGGAUUUUGCGCGUUAUUUCCAGCUGAAAGCGUCCCUCCGGCGCUUAUGUUUGGCACUUGAAGUGCUCAGUGCAUACCAGACAUGACCAGGGAUCAACCCCACAUGGGCUCCGUGACAUUCCCACGGUCCUCAUUCUGUCACUUUGAUUCGAUGCACUUUACACCAUGUAUGCCACAAACUUUCUCUCUUUUUUUUUUUUUUUUUUUUCUCUCUCCGCAUUAGUCACUGUGCCGAUAACGAGUUUAUUUCCAGUUAGGCUCUUGUGACAGACACGAAAAACUGAAGGGAGCAGGGAUGAUAACCACAAGGUAGAUGAAUCAAAUGUUCCCCGUGUGUGUGUGUGUGUCUGUGUGUUUGCGUGUGUGUCUGAGCCCUCUUACCUCCUCGUUCUGCCAUUGAUCAGCUGCAGGUCUGGUCAAGAUCAACUCGCCACAGACGUCU